Molecule: messenger RNA, 935 nt
Organism: Chenopodium quinoa (quinoa)
Lineage: Eukaryota; Viridiplantae; Streptophyta; Magnoliopsida; Caryophyllales; Amaranthaceae
Product: cell number regulator 6-like
Exons: 4
Coding region: 6-725 (239 amino acids)
Source: RefSeq, a predicted model, not a curated record
GUAAAAUGGGGGAGAAUAAUGCAUCACAGUACGUGAAGUUAACAAAGGAACAAGAAGCUGUUGAAAUUACCCCUGGAGAGCUCAAUCAGCCUGUUCAUGUUCCUCAGUUACAUGUCAAGACAUGCCCGGAGUGUGGGCAACAGCUACCGGCCGGGUUCGAGAUUCCUGCUGAUGAGCCGUGGAUGACUGGAAUUUGUGGAUGUGCUCAAGAUCCUGAGAGCUGCAUGACUGGAUUAUUCUGCCCUUGUGUGUUGUUUGGCCGUAAUGUUGAAAGAUUUAAGGAGGAAAUCCCUUGGACAAACGCGUGCAUUUGUCACGCUAUUUGUGUUGAAGGAGGCAUCACUAUUGCAGCAUUGAUUUCAAUCUUCAAUGGUUUCAUCGAUCCAAACACCUUACGUCUUGUUGGUGAGGGCUUGCUGUUUGCUUGGUGGAUAUGUGGAAUAUACAAUGGCUUAUUUCGAGAAGAAUUGCAAAAGAAGUAUCAUCUGCAGGAUUCGCCCUGUGAUUCGUGUGUUGUGCACUGCUGCAUGCACUGGUGUGCGCUAUGCCAGGAACACAGAGAAAUGAAGGGACGGCUAUCAGAAAAUACUAUGACGGCUAUGACUGUUGUGAACCCUCCGCCAGUCCAGGAAAUGACUUCAGACCACAAGUGUGAUUCCUCAUCGUCUUCUGAAAAUGGAAGUGACCAUCACAGCCACACUGGUCUAGAGAUUCAACCAGUAUAAUCUGUUAAGCUAAAAGUGGAUACAGGAUUUUCAUGAUAUUUUUAACAUUUGCAUCAUGGAGAGAGAAAUGCUUUCUUGGCAUAGAAUAGCCAAUUUUGUUUGCUUCAGUUAAAACUACUUAGAAAUGAGAUAUAUGAUUGAGAACUGUUGCAUGAUUUCUCAUCGUAAACGACUGAUUUGGUGCAUUUGAAAUUAUGUACUUCCAAUUGA